GGAUAUGAUCAUGUCAGCUGGCAGGGGCAGGGAGCACACUGACCUCACAGAAGAUCACUUAUCACAUUUGAUUAACACUUAGACACAGAGCACCAGUCGCGUUUCUUAUGACGUGUAGUGGAUCCUAGUGGAUUUCAAGUUUUAUUUAGGAAAUCAGUUAUUCUUCCCUGGAAGAAAUACUGAGGCCAAAAUGCACGCGCGCGUAAAAACAAAGCACAUCUCAGUCGGGUGUUGGUCUGAUCUGAUCUGAUCUGAUCUGAUCUAUCUAUCUAUCUAUCUAUCUAUCUAUCCAACCAUCACUGCACGACCAAGGUCCUUUGCACACCCCCCCCCUCUCCUGUUUUUUUGCGCACAGUAGCGCGCUGUGCUCUGGAUGCUGUGCGACGAUGCUGCGCGCUGCGAAUGAACCAUUUCAGCUUGGAUGUUUUUAUGGCUGCAUAUCUCCAACAGGAGGCUGGAACAGAGAUGCAGAACCGAGGAUAAGCCGUGAUCUGGGACCGUGAGCACACUGGGUUUUUUUUUCCUUCCCUGCUUCCUGUUCUUUCACGUCCACGGUGGCUUUGCUUCUGUUCUUCUCUGCAUCUGUGCAUCUGUUCUUCUCUGCAUCUGUGCAUCUGCUCUUCUCUGCAUCUGUGCAUCUGCUCUUGCUCUGAAGGUACUGCGUUAUUCUGGCACGGAGCUCGCGCGUUAUUUACAAGCAACACGUCCGAAUCCAGAACGACGCUCCAGCUGAUUCCAGCUGUUUUUGGUUUUGUUUUUUAAGAAAGGAAGCUAUGAUGUGGAAACUUGGGAAAAACAGAUCUUAGGAAACUAUAGAGGAAUAAAAAAAAAAAGCUCCAUACAGUGAAAAUUCAAGAUUAACAAAGGCAUGCACAAGCCAAGACGAAUUAACUGAAAGAGACGUCAGUGUGGAUGAGGAUGACUGGACCACCAGCCAGGAGGAAAAGUCUUUAUUUUUUAAGAAGGCUGCAGCAGCAUAUGUUUUUUUCUCUUUUUAUGAGCCAGGGUUUUUUGCAAAAAAUGUUGAAUUGCACACGUUGAAGUAUUUGUCUUCUUGUUCUUCAUCUGUUUUUGAAGUGCAGCCAAAACUAGUGCCAAACACUAACUGUGCCAAGUCGGGGGGGAAAAAAGAAACCAAACCAUUUCAGCUGCAUUUUUCAAAUAUUUCUCAAUCCAUUUUUUUACCCUUUUACCUUACAUUCAACAUGAACUUACACAUGAAGUGCUUUAUUCAGGAGUGACUGUUAGCUGUGCAAUUAAAUUCACUCUCACUGGUAGGAGCUGGCCCUUGAUUGAGUGACCAAAAAUAGGGCCAACAGAAGCCUCCUUAAACUCCACAAAGUGACCUGCUGCUAAUUUUGUCCUUGCGAGGCCUGGCAUGUUUCUGCUUCAUCAAUCAACCUCCGAGCCAUUCUAUGCUUCUGCAGUUACUCCUCUUCUUCCCUGAUUUCUGUGCACUAGAAAAAAAGAGUUUUGUCUUCGAAAAAAAAAAUCCUCAAGCCAUAGUUUGUAUAGCCAUCCCUGUCAUGACAGUUAAUACUGGGUUAUGAAACUACAAUAUUUAUGAAUUUGAUUUUUAAGAACAGGUUCAAAGGUAUAUUCAGGGAUACUCUUGAAGCCAGUGACAAGAGUGCAUUCUGCCAUAUUCACCAGCAUAUAAUGAGCCAUUAGUAUGUUUACAUAAGUUUUCCGUUGGUUUUCACUAGUUGGGAACCGCACAUUAGAAGUGAAAAUACUAUUCAGUACUGUAAUUUGGAUGAGAAAAUCACUAGUUUUAAUUUGUUGCCCUGAAUGUGUUCCAUAUGGAUGAAUGACUCCCCAAAACCCAUAUACAAACAGACACACAUAUUUCCUGACUUGUUUUCAAGUCAAACAGAUUAACACAUGCUGCUUGGUAGCUUCUACCCUGACUGAUUAGACUCUUCUGCGGUCUCUGGGAUGAGCUAUCAUCUUGUAUAACUAUUAGAAAAAAAAAAAAGAUGAGCACUUCCUCAAUGUUUCAUUUGCAAUGACCUUUUCUGAUUUAUUUUAAUAGUCUUACUGUAUAGUCUCAAUAACUUCCAUAACACAGAAGACAGAAGAAGAUAUUUAUGCAUGCAAAAAAAAAAAUCGUGUUUCAGAUUCCAAGCUAUUUAGAGGCUUGAAAGGUCUUCGUGUGUUUACUAUUUUAUUAUCAUUGCCACAGCCAAAAUCUCCACCCUCUGAUCUCUUUCUGUCAUUUUACACACUGGCCGCAAGUUUACAAUUCACAAAGAAGAGGUAAAUUACACUAGUAAAGGUUUUUUUUUUUUAAUGAAGUUGAUACGUCAGUUUUUAAGAGGUGUUCAUGUUAAAUAUCUGUCUGGCAAAGUGCCAACUACAAACAAGGACAUUUAUAAUGCAUUUAAUAAUAAUAAACUAGUUAUAGUUAUAAUAGGAAUAACCUUACAGUAGACUUCAAUUUACAAGUUUACACUGAAAGAGAAAUGUUUACAUGUUCCCCUUAAGGUGGACUAAUUUUAUGUCCAAACAGUUUGUUGGAAUGUGAUAGUUUAUUUAAAUAAAACAUAAAAAAUACCCACAUUUAAAAAGUAAAGAAGCCUGUUAGUUUGAUGUGCGUUAGUGAUGAGUAUAAUAUUUAUAUUGUUAACAUGUUCCCUGAAAUCCAUGUCAUGAAUUUGUCUUCAACAAAGCAUUCAUACACCUAAAUUCAUUUUUCCAGAUCAUACCAAGUUUUACAUUCAAUCAACCGAAAUCAGUUUUGUUGAACUAAAAUGAAAUUAAAUCUGUACAAAUCAUUUCAACACUUUUUUCCAUGUAUAACUGGAUUAACUCUGUUCCUUUUCUGAUGUUGAUAUUUCUGUAGUGUUUUGUCGGCAUAAAGACAUCACUGAAUAUAAUUCCAUAUAUUCUUCAAUAUAUUCUUCAUUAAGCUGAAAAUUGUUUCAUUGGUUAGACAUGCAUUUUGCAUAGCAUUUGAGAAAACGCUAACUAAUUAAAGUAACACUAACUUCUUGUAUAUGUUACAUAUUGUCAGAGUGGCACACAAUUUUCUUUCUUAAUACACCAGCAUUUUGUAUUGUUAAGAACCAUUUUGUACAAAGUGGUAAAUUGUUCUAGUUCUUUGAGAGGCCCUUGUCAUCAAAAUGCCGUUUGCUGCCAUUUUGUGUUUUUUUCUUCUUUUGGACCAUGUGAUUUCCACAGUGGCUGUUAGUUCAGAACGUCACUCAGCCAAUGGCAGGCCACUGUUGCUUUUAUUGCGAGGCUGGGGCAAACAGAUCCCACCCCCUUCACUGAAGGGGAAGGGAAAAGAAGCAGCGGCCAUUGCAGUGGAACCAGAAGUGGCUGAGAUCCCUGCAAUGCCUCUUCCUCAGAUCAUGCUCCCUCGUAACAUGACAGCCGAUGCCCUGAAACCCCCACUGGGGGCUGCGCAGGUGGCGCCACCACCACGGCGUCUGGUGGAUGUCGAUGUGUGUAGGGGCUACUAUGAUGUAAUGGGACAGUUUGACCACACCUUUAACUGCACAAAGGGCACUUACAUCUAUUGCUGUGGCACUUGCCACUACCGCUUCUGCUGUGAGCAUCAGCGCAACCGGCUGAACCAGGACGUAUGCACCAAUUACAUCUCACCCAUCUGGGCCAACACACAGGUGCCUGCCACUCAGCCCCCAAGCCGUUCGGAUCCAGACUUUGACCCUUUGCAGCAGCAGAGCAACAAUACAUUUUAUGUCAUCGGUGGCGUCAUCUCUUUCACAUUGGCCGUGGCCAUUGGGGUGAAGGUGGCUUGCCGCAAGGUCUCCCGUAGACCCAGGAACCGAGAUCUCAAUAUGCCCAGAGCACUGGUUGAUAUAUUGCGUCAUCAGUCCAGCCCGGUACAGCAGAGUGAGAGAAACAACAGCACCACUGCCACCACCAGCAAAGGCACUCUGGGACGGCAGUCCAAAAACCAUUACACACCCAUCCUCCAGAGCAAAGACAACCGGAUUGGGAAACACAAUUUAAUCCAGUCUGGGCCCAGCCCCAAACACACAGCUACUAUAGAGCGUGUACCACGGAUGAACAAUGCCCAGCUCACCUCCACAGGAACGCUGAUCUCCAGCAAGACCAGCAACACAGGCCAUCAUCUAACCAUCUCUCAUUCCUUUCACAACCUGGCUCAGCUCCCUCCAACAUAUGAAGCUGUUAUGAAACCUGAUAUUAACCGUUAUUCCUCCCUCAAGAGACUAGAAAAAGAUCUGGAUGAUUACACAAGUUAUUAUACCUCAAAAAGACGACCCAAUGAGGCACCACCUUCCUUCCACUCCUCCCAGCAUCACCUGCACUGGGGUGGUGAUUACACUCUAGGGGCAAGGGGUACACUGCCCCUACACACCUCCCGACCCCAAAUACAUGUACCUACCUCUACGUCCACACCAAAUCCUUACCCUUUACCCCAGUCACCAUACAGUCCUACCUUUGAGACAGUGAGCCAGCCUCCACGCAGGGUGAUGUCUCAAGACCAACUGCUGGCCUUGGGGGAGGGAAACACCCUGUCUUACUUGUCUAAGAACCAGCAGCACCAGUAUUACAAAGCCAUGGCCACCAGCAAGAGUUCCAACUCAAAGAUACUGAGGAAGUCCCACGAACGCCUGCUGGUGUCACCUGAGGACAGAAUGAUGGGGAGUGCAAUGGGUGACUAUGGGGGGAUGAUGUCUCACCUCAGCCACCAUAAGAAAACGCAGUCGCAGCAGAACGUGUGUGUGACCCCAUCACUUGACCGACACCACAUGAUCAAGAUGAAUUCGCACCCAACAUCUGGCUGUGAACAGGAGUUCACAAGCAUUGCUGCUGCCAUGUCAGCUGGCCAUGGAACUGGCACUCUGGGUUGGGGGGAGGGUCAUGGCUCUGCUGGUGGCGCUGGAACGAUAGGCCAAAGUGCCCGCAGAAUGGCGUUUGCUGCAAAGCGGCAGAACACCAUUGAACAGCUGCACUUCCUCCCUGGGGCAGGGGGAGGCAGUCAGGCACUGUGGACAGGGAGUAAAAACGAAGUCACGGUGUGAAGAAGGGGUGAGAGCAGAAGAAGACAGAAAAGGGAUGAUAGAAAGAUUAUACGUAUUUGCUCAAAUGGAGGAGAGGACUAAUACUUUAAGGGAGAGUGUAAGUUAGAAUGACAGGAUGGAUAGGGAAGAUGGAAAAAGCUUUAGAGUGAGGAGCAAUGUGAGUCUGAUAGCAGGAGAACUUGGUAUACUGCUAGGACAGAAGUGAGGCAAUACAUUGUUCUGGAGAUCCAUUUUUGCCCCUUGCCGCUUGUUGCUAAGAAACAGCAUAAGAUACACCCUUGUUAUGUGAAGGUAUUUUUAGGAUGAAACUAUGUGGAUAACUAAGGUUCCUAGUUUUAACUCAUCUGACUGUGUAUACAGUAUAUACGUAUUCUUGGAAACAUUGCAUCUACAACAAUUGAGCCAUACUUUUAGAACAUUUUACGGUUAAAAAAAAGAAACUAUUUUGAAGGUUUUCUCCAACACAAACCUUCUCUAGCAAGUACAUGUAAGUUUAUAUAAUAAUAAUAAUAAUGCUUAAUACUACUGAGUUUUGUCGGGAAAGGAUUUCGUAGGAUAUUAUGGCAGAAAAUAAGAGGUGGAAACUUGAAUGGUCUCUGAUAAUAGACAGGUAUAUUUGUGAAGACUGUAUAUUUGUGAAAUUUCCAGAUGUAAUGUUAUAGCAUCACAAAUAAACAUUGAUUAAUAAGGUAUAAUGAAUUCCACUGCGGCUUCAAGUGCGCGAUGAGGAAAAAAAAAUGUUUCCAACAAUUAAGUGAUUUACGUCAUAAAUAGUGGUCCAACAGACGUGAAAUAAUUAAGAAGCUGUGAAGUUGGACACUGACAUCCAGUAUAUUGAACGAUAUUGCGAUACAAUUCUUUAGAUUCAAGAGUCCUGACUCUUUUAUAAUUCAGCUUGGGGUAGGCGUGUUUGACUAUGAACCUCUGAUAAUGUGGUGACUAUUGUUUGUCACAUUUUUUUAAAGAAAAAAUUAUUGAUAUCUUGGCUUUAUUGUGGUACCUUUUAAAAGGUGCCUCUGAUAGCAAUAUGCAGUGGUAAUCUUUGAUUCAUAGGGAAAUAUUUAAAGAAUCUAAAGGCCUUGUAGUUAGAAAAUAAUAUCAUCUUUUGCCCAAUAUGUGGCAAAAAAUUAGCUAACAGGCAUUGUGCCUGUUCAAGCAUGUCUGACCAGUUAAAGGACUGCUAUAUAUAUAUAUAUAUAUAUAUAUAUGACUUCCCUAGUCCUGGUUCCUGACAUUUGGUCUGUUAUCAUGGAAGUGUGGCAGAAGACAAAUUAAUUAUGAGCAUGCUUUGUUGUCAGCAACACUGCAGACACACAAUUUGUAACAGUUGAUUACUGUAUAAGGUUGGUAGGGGAAUGGGAAAGGGGAUGGGGAGUUGUUGGACUCUUUAUUCCAAGGGCUAUUCUGAAACUUUUAUCUGUAUGUCUCUGCUUCUUUGUUUGGUCAGUUUUUUUAUUUUAUUUUAUUUUUUUUAAUGAUCAUGUGUCAGUGUAAGUGACACAGCUGUAGAAAAAAAAUGCAUAAAACAACAGAACAAGUUCUGAUAUAGCUAACUAUAUAAUCUGCCAGGCUGAAUACACUGUAAUAUAUUAAGAUAUAUGUUAUUUUCUGAUUAACGAGGAGGCUGGUUUUUUUGGUUAAAGACGUGUAUAUUUCUCCACUGUAUACUCACCGGACACUCAUAGGCAGUAGUGUUGUGGAUGCCUGAGACAGUUCAUAUGCUUGAAAUAUACAGAAAAAUAAACAGACCUGAAAUAUGUCCUUAAAAAAUACCCUUAAAAUUAUUAUUUCAGCUUUUCUUUCUACUAAAGUUAUUCCAGUAUAAAACGUAUAAGAAUUUUAUAUCGAUUUAUACAGUAUAAAAAAGACUGAAUUCAAUUCCGUGUUCAAACCAAUUAUCAGUGUUCAGAUCAUAGUUCAUGUUUGCUUCCUUUUGCUUCCAUUUCUGUGACUUUCCUUUUUUGUUACUAUACAACUUCCUAGUGGAUCCUAUACUUUGUAAUUAAUGACAGAAAAGAAGCAAUUAAACUGAAAAGAGGAAAAGCAUGAAGAUGUCAAAAAAAGCCAGUGUUGAUGUCAUUACUGCUGAUUAGUGAUGUCAAGGUGUGUAUGUUUCCUGUUUGUGUGUCUGUGUUUCUGUGCCUGUGUGUAUUUCUGAAUCUGUCUUUUGGAAUGCUGAAUCUCCCAUUUUAUCUGACUUUUAUCUGAACUGUCAGACAAUGUGCAAGGAAAAUUAAACCCCCCAAAUGACUUUA
This is a messenger RNA of Pangasianodon hypophthalmus (striped catfish), 7273 nucleotides long. It is a transcript of the gene shisa7b, whose product is annotated as shisa family member 7. The record is from RefSeq and is a predicted model, not a curated record. NCBI's taxonomy places the organism in Eukaryota, Metazoa, Chordata, Actinopteri, Siluriformes, Pangasiidae. Gene Ontology annotation, cellular component: dendritic spine membrane; postsynaptic density; AMPA glutamate receptor complex. The coding region runs from base 3126 to 5018 and encodes 630 amino acids. The transcript has 6 exons. Gene Ontology annotation, biological process: regulation of short-term neuronal synaptic plasticity; regulation of AMPA receptor activity.